AUGCGGUGGAAGCUCGGCACCGCGGCGUACAAGCGCGUGCCGUCCCGGGACGCCGCCAUGGACCCCGACCUCGAGACGCCAGAGAAGACGCCCGACGGGGGCGGCGGAGGAGCAGGGGCAGCAGGCCCGUCGUGGCGCAGGUCGCUGCCGCACGUGUGCGUCGCCACCGUCACCUCCUUCCUCUUCGGCUACCACACCGGGGUGGUGAACGAGCCGCUCGAGAGCAUCUCCGCCGACCUCGGAUUCGCCGGCAACACGCUGGCCGAAGGACUCGUGGUCAGCAUAUGCCUGGGGGGAGCAUUCGUGGGAUGCCUCUUCAGCGGCUCAGUCGCCGACGGAAUCGGCCGGCGCCGCGCUUUUCAGCUCAGCACCCUGCCCAUGAUCGUGGGAGCCGCCUUAAGUGCUCUCACCAACAGCCUGGAAGGAAUGCUAUUUGGAAGAUUAUUGGUUGGAGCAGGAAUGGGGUUGGGUCCACCGGUGGCUUCACUCUACAUAACAGAGGUCUCUCCCCCCUCUGUGAGGGGUAUGUAUGGCAGCUUUGUUCAGAUUGCGACCUGUCUGGGAAUCUUAUUUUCUCUUCUAGUCGGUACCCCUGUCAAGGACAUUGAUAGAUGGUGGAGAGUGUGUUUCUGGGUUUCAGCUGUCCCGGCAGUUUUACAAGCUAUUGCUAUGGAGUUCUGUGUUGAGAGCCCCCAGUGGCUAUAUAAGUGUGGAAGAACAAACGAAGCAGAAAUGCAGUUUGAGAAGCUUCUAGGCCCUCUUCACGUAAAAUCUGCUAUGGCAGAACUUUCUCGAUCGGAGAGAGGGGAUGAUGGGGAAAGUGUGAAGUUCUCAGAGUUGUUUUAUGGUCGUCACUUCAAUGUUGUUUUUAUUGGCACAACGCUCUUUGCUUUACAACAGUUAUCGGGCAUAAAUUCUGUGUUCUAUUUCUCAUCAACUGUGUUCAGAAGUGUGGGGGUGCCCUCUAGCCUUGCCAAUAUAUGCAUGGGGAUUGCAAAUUUAUUAGGUUCUAUUAUAGCUAUGCUUCUAAUGGACAAACUAGGCAGGAAAAUGCUUCUUGUAGGAAGCUUCUUUUUCAUGGCCUUCUCAAUGGGACUUCAGGCUAUUGGAGCGAAUCGUCACCUUGGUUCUGCAAGUGUGUAUCUUUCGGUUGGUGGCAUACUGCUGUUUGUCUUGGCAUUUUCGUUGGGAGCAGGCCCAGUUCCAGGACUUCUUUUACCUGAGAUUUUCCCAAACAAAAUUCGGGCCAAAGCUAUGGCUCUGUGUAUGUCAGUACAUUGGCCAAGCAGUUACGUUGCCAGACCGCAAAAGGGUGCCAGACUGGGCGUCAACUUCUUCGUCAGUUUGUUAUUCUUGCGACUGCUGGAGCAACUUGGCCCACAAGUUCUGUACACAAUGUUCUCGUCAGCGUGUGUGGUAGGAGCAAUAUUUGUGCGGCGACACGUAGUCGAAACAAAGGGGAAAACUCUGCAGGAGAUAGAAGUUUCACUGUUGCAAACACAGUAA
Triticum turgidum subsp. durum (durum wheat) is the source of this 1506-nucleotide messenger RNA. Lineage: Eukaryota; Viridiplantae; Streptophyta; Magnoliopsida; Poales; Poaceae. The record is from the annotation of a GenBank genome assembly.